Molecule: messenger RNA, 714 nt
Organism: Carassius carassius (crucian carp)
Lineage: Eukaryota; Metazoa; Chordata; Actinopteri; Cypriniformes; Cyprinidae
Product: centromere protein W-like
Exons: 3
Coding region: 136-363 (75 amino acids)
Biological process (GO): mitotic cell cycle; chromosome segregation; kinetochore assembly
Cellular component (GO): kinetochore; nucleoplasm
Molecular function (GO): DNA binding; protein heterodimerization activity
Source: RefSeq, a predicted model, not a curated record
UUUAGCGCUUUAUACGUCAUCAUCAGGAGCCGGAAGUGAAACGCGCGUUAUUUUGAAUACAAAGCAAAACAAACAGUCGCGAGCUUUAUUUUCAAUCUUCAAAACCGUAAACUAACACCUUCAAGCAACCAAAACAUGUCAAAGAAAGCACCGAGAGCAGCCCUGAAGCUCCAAAUGAAGAAGAACACUAAUAUACGGAUAGGAAAAAACGCAGACUUGAUGGCCCAGCUCAACCUCCUGGUUGUCCUGCAUCGUCUAGCGGAAGAGUCCAGGGUGAAGGCCUUUGAGGAGAAAUCAGCAACCAUCAAAGUUCACCAUGUCAGAGCUGUUGCGAAGAAACUGUUAAAGAGCACACGUGGAUGACGGGAGCUCCCCAUCACACCCCUUUAUUUGUUCAGCAUUCACCCUGUGACCUACAAUUUACUUAAAGACUUCAGAAUGUGUGAGCUAUGGACUGUCUAAGAUUAACAUUUUACUUUUAUUCUUUACUUAGAACUAAUAUGUCUACAAUGGAAUUUACGUUGCCUUGUCUCGGCGUUGUGCCCAUUAUUAGGCUGUGAUCCAUGAUCAAUUUCUCUUGCUUCUAGUUUAGUGUAAAUCAUGUAUGAUGGACAGUAUCUAGCUAAGAUAUCUAAAGCGACACAUGUGUCCCUCAUCUUUUUAGAUUGUAUUAUGUCUUAAUACCUGUUAAUAAACAGUUUGUACCACUUGUAA